Messenger RNA from Drepanopeziza brunnea f. sp. 'multigermtubi' MB_m1, 2916 nucleotides. RefSeq lists its product as uncharacterized. Gene Ontology annotation, cellular component: plasma membrane. Lineage: Eukaryota; Fungi; Ascomycota; Leotiomycetes; Helotiales; Drepanopezizaceae. Gene Ontology annotation, biological process: positive regulation of GTPase activity; Ras protein signal transduction. Gene Ontology annotation, molecular function: GTPase activity; GTP binding; guanyl-nucleotide exchange factor activity. The record is from RefSeq and is a predicted model, not a curated record.
AUGCAUGUCCUACGGGAGGGCACUCCAUCAUUCAAGCGCGGACCACCUCAAAGAGAGCAGCCAUCUGCGAUAUCGAACUGCCUGGCUCCGGCUCCGGCUCCGGCUCCGGCUCCUCGACCCAACAACCCGCGACCAAGUCCGCUAUUGCCCUCUCUCAGGGAUCCGGAAAUUCUCCCUCUGACUCUGAAAGAUAGAUCGCACUCGCUGGCUCAUAUUCACCCAGUCUCGGUGGUAUCUACAAAGACAAAGGAAGGCCUCUAUUACAGAAGCUACCACACUCCCAAAUCCGUACCCCUGGUUGCAGAGCUCAGAAUCAGAUCUGCCUCUGAAAUAAUCUACCGAGUGCGCCAGGAUAUCCCAGACCCUCUCAAUGACUCUCCUCUGCGGCCUCCUCUGGGCCUUCCUGACGACACUUCGAUAAAGCAGCCUACCCGCAGCGGGAUGGCGGACAUCAAUAUUGCGGUUAUUGGCAGUGCGGGUGUCGGCAAAAGUACUCUCAUACAACACGCCCUGGGACUACGGGCUCUCCCAACAUCAAUUGCUUCGAGUCUCCGAAUGUCUGUGGACGGAAUUGAAUCCGUGGUGAGCCUGGUGGAACUAGACCUCGAGUCCUUCGAUACAACCGGAGAUAGCGAGAUACGGUGGCCGAAGCAGAUCAAUGGGCAUAUCGUACCUCGAAUGGAUGGGGCGUUGCUGUUGUAUGAUGUUAUGAAUAGGGAGAGUGUGGUGGAAUUACCACAGACCCUGAAUGGUUUGGUACACUCUGCUAUGCCGGCAAUCUUGGUAUCGUGCAAGUGCGAUAACCCUGAGAACACGCGACAGAUCAACGUGGAGAAUAUGGAAGAAGCCUGUGCGUCCUGCGUUGAAGCCGUGAAGACCGCAGAAAACGCCCCUGAAAGUGCAAGACUCUGUCUCUCUUCUAUGCUCAGAGCUAUCAUGGCUGACAGGAAGCUCUCCGCAAAAACUUCAUCUGGUUCUGCUGAAUCUCCAACACGCCGUCGAGCGACCUCCGGCACACCUCUUGACCACCCCUGCGAUCCUUCAGCACCUCUCAGCCGGAACUCAAAGCACAGCCGUGCCAGUUCGGGAUUCUCCCUGCUCAGGGUCUAUCCAUCUUCGGCGCAGGCACCUUCAAGAGUCUCCACAAAUGGCCGGGCUAAUCUGCUCAUAUCGCUUCCUUCACCACGCUCUGCGCCUCCACUGUCUUCUCAUCCGAUGUUUCGCAACGACAGCUUCAACAGCACUGAGCCAAGCAUCAAGUUGACAGGUCCAAAAUCCCGUUCUCCUUUGCCAUCUCCUAGUCCGAGGGAGAUUGUUGACAAUUCUUCCCUGGAGAUGGAUGAAUCGGACCCAGACUCAGCCUCAUAUCGCUACUCGGACGACAUUCCUAUCUUACAGCGCAACGAUGACGGCUUCUUUGACAAGCCUGCCAAAGUGGCGGGGGUUACCUUCAGCGAGCUCGUUGACCGACUGUUGGAUCAGUACAUGACCAGAGCCGACAGCAAUUUUUCCGACAUCUUUCUAUGUCUCUACAGAAAAUUCGCAGCUCCGGGUGAAUUAUUCGAUGCGAUCAUCGAGCGAUUGGAACAUAUUGCGGACGACAGGAAUCUACACUAUUUGACGCGUACAACCACCCAACUCCGGAUCAUCACCGUGGUGGCAAAAUGGGUCACGAGUUACCCGGGAGACUUCGCUAACUCCAUAACGAACUCCAAGCUAGAAGCCUUCGUGGGCCAGCUGGCUGGGGACCCUGUGUUUGCGGCUGCUGCUCAGGAGAUGAGGAUGCAACUUAAAUCACGUGUCUUCGUCGAUGAUGAUACCGGAUGGGCUCGAACUGAUGCUGAUGUCGAGCAAGAAGCUGCAAACUUUGCAUAUGGAUCUCCAACAUCCUCUCCAACCCGAACGGGAACAGAUACAAAACCAGAUUUCGAGGACGAAAUCAACAAUUUCCACAUUGAUGAUGGAUGCAGCGAAGAUAUGGCACGCAAAGACUCUCGUGGCGACUCGUUGAUUUCUGAUCCAAGCUCGUCCACCCGAUCACUGUCGCCUUCAUUCCAUACCGUGGAGGACUACGAGAGAGAGGCAGCCACAUUGAUUCCGAAAGGAGCCUUACCACUGACCAAAUUUCGCUACCACAUGUUCAUGGAUAUGUCAGUCGACGAUUUUGCGGAUGAGAUGACCCGAAUAGACUGGGUUAUGUUUUCCUCGAUCCGGCUUCGAGACUUGAUCAGGCACGUCAGCUUACCUCUGGAGCAGAAGGAGAAGAUGACCAAUGUCCACCGAAUGAUCAAUCAUUUCAACCACAUCGCGAAAUGGGUAGCUAACAUAAUCCUGAUGCGUGAUCACGCAAAGCACCGAGCUCAGAUGUUGGAAAAAUUUAUGAAAAUCGCUUUGAAACUUCGGCAGCUAAACAACUACAACGGCCUUGCCGCUGUGCUCGCCGGGAUCAACGGGAGUUCCAUCCAUAGGUUAACACAAACGAGAAAUCUUGUCCCUGCAGAUGUACAAAAACGUUUUGCUAGACUGGUCAUUCUGAUGGGAACACAAAAAAGCCAUUUCGCUUACCGUUUGGCGUGGGAAAAUUCGCCAUUACCGCGGAUCCCAUUCAUCCCACUACAUCGGCGGGAUCUCGUUUCGGCCGAGCAAGGGAGCCGUACUUUCGUGGGAGCUAAUGGAGAUCGGAUCAACUGGAAGAAAUUCGAGAUCUUGUCUGAAGUCAUUCUGCCUAUCAUGAAGAGUCAAGCCUUGCCAUACCCGAAUCUUUCACGGCACGAGGGUGCCCGAGAGUUGAUCCUAGAUUGUAGGAUAUCCCUAGAUGACGAGGAAGUAUACCAACGCAGUUUGCAGCUUGAAAGUUCGUCUGGGGCAGCAGAUGUGGGAAAGAAAAGAUUCCCGUGGUUUCAGAAAGACAAGUGA